Molecule: messenger RNA, 899 nt
Organism: Paralichthys olivaceus (Japanese flounder)
Lineage: Eukaryota; Metazoa; Chordata; Actinopteri; Pleuronectiformes; Paralichthyidae
Source: RefSeq, a predicted model, not a curated record
AUGUGUGGACAGGUUCAGGAGAGGAGACCUUUUCUGGCAUCAGAGUGCAGUGAACUUCCCAAAGCUGAGAAAUGGAGACGACAGAUCAUCAGUGAAAUCUCUAAGAAAGUGGCUCAGAUUCAGAACGCUGGUCUGGGGGAGUUCAAGAUUCGGGAUCUGAACGAUGAGAUCAAUAAGCUGCUGAGAGAGAAAGGACACUGGGAGGUUCGGAUCAAAGAGCUGGGAGGACCCGACUAUGCGCGUGUCGGUCCAAGGAUGUUGGAUCAUGAGGGGAAGGAGGUUCCAGGAAACAGAGGAUAUAAAUACUUUGGAGCCGCCAGAGACCUGCCCGGAGUCCGAGAGCUGUUCGAGAAGGAGCCUGCUCCAGCACUAAGGAAGACAAGGGCGGAGCUAAUGAAGGAAGUGGACGCAGAGUAUUAUGGGUACAGAGACGAAGAUGACGGAGUUUUGCUUCCUCUGGAGUCACAGUACGAGAAACAAGCUGUGUUGGAGGCGGUGCAGAAGUGGAGAACAGAGAAAGAAUCUCGUUUGUCUGGAGACAAACAUCUGGAAGAGGAAGAGGAGGAGAACAUCUACAGCGUCCAUAACGAAGAGCCCGAUGAUGACGAGAGCCGGGAGGAGCAGGAGGGAGAGGAGGGAGGAGUCUCCUUCAUCGCACACGUACCUGUUCCCUCACAGAGAGAGGUGGAGGAGGCUCUGGUCAGGAGGAAGAAGAUGGAGUUGUUACAGCGUUACGCCAGCGAGACGCUUCAGGCUCAGAGUCAAGAGGCCAGAACUCUGCUGGGACUCUGACCUGUCUGUCUCUCACCUGUCUCUCACCUGUCUCUCACCUGUCUCUCACCUGUCUGUGUUACAUUUGAUGUAAAUAUCUUGUUUCAUAUUAAAAAAGAUUCAGAUCA